Molecule: messenger RNA, 598 nt
Organism: Moneuplotes crassus
Lineage: Eukaryota; Ciliophora; Spirotrichea; Euplotida; Euplotidae
Source: the annotation of a GenBank genome assembly
UUCUGAUCAGUUUAUAAGAAAUUUGGGCAGAAUUUUUAUAAACAUUUAAGCUUUAAAAUGAAUCCGAUUCCAUAUAAUUUAUCAAACUCUCAAAGAAAUGAGACUGAUGCCCAAGAUCAGCGCAUUAAUUAUUUGCUUUCCCAAUCUCCUGCAGAAGAUAUUGACAUGAUAGUGAUAAAAUCAAUAAAAACAGAAGGGAAUCUACCAUUUUUUGUUGAAAAUUCGGAAGAAUGAUUAAAUUUCAUUGAAGAAAUACAACAAGAGCUCAAUCAACUCCAAUUUCCUUUAGGAUAUAUUUCCUCUCUCAACCUUGGUUGGGAGUUAACUACUGGCUCUCAGACUAUAACAAAUUUUCAGAGAAUAGCUUCAAUUCAUAUUGAACUAGAGUCUCAAGUUAUGUUCAUUGAUACUGGAAACAGAGCACAUGAAGAAAUAAUUAAUGAAAGCCUUUAUUCCUUGAGAGAGAAGAUCAUGAAAAUAUUCACCCUUAGGUUUGAAGAUCCUUUGAAUUUUCAAUGCAUGAGAGAAUUCGCUGGCUCAAAAUUACUAUCACUCGUGAACUAGUCCAUACACCCAUUACUUGAUUUAUUUAACCAAA